GUCCGCCAGUCAGUUUUCUUGUUCGGCGACAUUUCUGUUGCUGCUGUUUCGUGAAUCGAGUCCUGUGAACACUUUUUCACCAGAAAAUUGUGCGUAAAUCCAGUUCCCGUAGUAAAAUCGCGUAGGAAAACAACCGUGCAAAAAUGGCUCUGCCAUUCAACGCAAAAGCCCUCUCGAAUCGGGUGUUCCUGAACAAAUGUUGCACCAUUUGGAGACCUUACGUCAGCACCAGCGGCGGCAGCAACUCGAUUGAAGGGGGCCGUGCCAGCAAUCCGGAUGGGCCCACCUUCAAUGUUCCGUCGAAGGAGAUAGUCACUCCGAUGCCGCCGCUCUCGCAGCCCAUACCGGACCUGCCCCCGGUUCAGUACGCCCGGCCCAACGAUCAGGGCGUCCCGACGCAGGUCACUCGGCUGUCCAAUGGGCUGCGGGUCGCGUCCCAGAAUCGGUUCGGACAGUUCUGCACCGUCGGGGUGGUAAUCGAUUCCGGGCCACGGUACGAGAUGGCCUACCCCAGCGGAGUGUCGCACUUCCUGGAGAAGCUGGCGUUCCAGUCGACGCAAUCUUUUGGCGAAAAGGACGUUAUUUUCAAGGAGCUCGAGAAGCACGGUGGGAUUUGCGACUGCCAGAGCUCGCGGGACACGUUCGUGUAUGCGGCCAGCGCCGACAGUCGGGGACUGGAGUCGGUGUCGCGCAUUUUGGCCGAUGUCGUGCUGAGACCCAAAUUAGCCGACGACGAAGUGGACCUAGCCAGGCAAUCGGUAAAGUUCGAACUGGAAACGCUGGGAAUGCGCCCCGAGCAGGAACCGAUUCUGAUGGACAUGAUCCAUGCGGCAGCAUUCAGAGACAACACUCUGGGACUGCCGAAGCUGUGCCCGCUGGAGAAUGCUGACAAGAUAGACCGCACUAUGCUGCUGAACUAUCUGCGGCAUCACCACAGCCUGGACCGCAUGGUACUGGCCGGGGUCGGCGUUGCCCAUGACGAUUUGGUACGAAUGGCGGAAAAAUAUUUCGUGGAAGGAUCGGCCACAUGGGAGAUGGAGAAGGUCGCUGCCAAAGAUCCGUCCGGAGUGGACACUUCCAUUGCCCAGUACACUGGAGGUUCCAAGCUGGUGGAAUGUCCCAUUCCGGUGUAUGCGGCAGUCGGCUUGCCAGAGUUGGCCCACGUGGUGAUCGGACUCAACGGAUGCUCCCAUCAGGACAAAGAUUUCAUUGCCGCUUGCGUGUUGAACAUCAUGAUGGGCGGAGGAGGUUCCUUCUCGGCAGGCGGUCCCGGCAAGGGCAUGUACACUCGGCUCUAUACGAACGUUCUGAACCGUUACCACUGGAUGUACAGCGCCACGGCGUACAACCACGCUUACGGUGAUUCCGGUUUGUUCUGCAUUCACGCCACUGCCCCCCCGACGCACAUCCGAAGCCUGGUGGAAGUCAUCACUCGGGAGCUGUACACGAUGCAGGCCCGUCCGGGCGAUCAGGAACUGCGACGGGCAAAAACCCAGCUGCAGAGUAUGCUGCUGAUGAAUCUGGAGGCCCGGCCGGUUGUCUUCGAGGACAUCGGACGGCAGGUUUUGGCCACCGGCGAGCGCAGGCGGCCGGAACAUUUCAUCCAGGAGAUUGAGAAAAUAACUGCCGAGGAUGUUCAGAACGUGGCCCGGCGGUUCCUGGCGUCGCCUCCGGCUUUGGCCGCCCGAGGCGAAAUCAAGGGCAUUCCGGAUGUGAAGGACAUCCAGACGGCGCUCGGUGGCGAGGGACGACUGCCCGGCAACCGGCGGUUGUCAUUGUUUAGGUAAGGUCCAGACAGAGAUCGGGACAUUUUGUGGACGAUGAUGGAAGAUGGACGAUGUCUUCUCAGCGUGAGUCAAGUGGAACCGAAACUGUGAGUACUCUAUAGGAUGUUAGUUGUGUAAUGAUGAUUGUGCUUUAUUUGCCUGCGGGAACUGAUUACAAGUUUAUUUUAAAAUAUAUCAAAUCUUAAAGGAAACGA
Molecule: messenger RNA, 1981 nt
Organism: Aedes albopictus (Asian tiger mosquito)
Lineage: Eukaryota; Metazoa; Arthropoda; Insecta; Diptera; Culicidae
Product: mitochondrial-processing peptidase subunit alpha
Exons: 4
Coding region: 144-1787 (547 amino acids)
Cellular component (GO): mitochondrion
Molecular function (GO): metal ion binding; metalloendopeptidase activity
Source: RefSeq, a predicted model, not a curated record